Messenger RNA from Leishmania major strain Friedlin, 765 nucleotides. RefSeq lists its product as hypothetical. The transcript has a single exon. The coding region runs from base 1 to 765 and encodes 254 amino acids. The record is from RefSeq and is a predicted model, not a curated record. Lineage: Eukaryota; Euglenozoa; Kinetoplastea; Trypanosomatida; Trypanosomatidae.
AUGACAGCGCCGCCCGGGUCGCCAGCAUUCUGCCCGCCUCCCGCGCAGUACCAGUACGCCUAUGUGCCGGCCGCCAGCUACGUGGCGGCAAGCAGCUGUGUAGGCAGAGGCAACAACGGCGGUCCGCUGCCGUAUCCGCUGCAGCCCGAGGCCGCACCAGGGUAUGGCGAGGAACAGACAUCCCUACUGUGGAACACAAGGCUCUUCGGCCUCUCCACGGACGUCCCCUCUGCCAUGGACUCCGUCAUGUGCAUCUACUGCAUCAGCAGCACGCACUUCAACUAUCUGUACCGCCAGCAGCGUGGCAUGUUCGAUCCGAUCACCGCCGCUCUCCUGUGCUUCGAUGUUUUUUGGUGCAUGCAGCUGUGGCCCGUUGUCACGCCGCUGUCGUCCAUCACGCUGCACACGCUCAUCACCCGCCGAGAGCUGCGGAAGCGCUAUGGCCUCGUCGGCAACGACCUAUUCGUGAAGAUGGAUCGCCUCAAUGCCGACACUGCAGCAGCGACGGAGGCGGGCGAGACGGGGGCGCAAGCUGAGGAGGCGACGACGGCAGAGGUAGAGUCACAGCCGCACAGGGCACGCGACAGCGACGUCACGGCGGAGGCUGCGGCUGCUGAGCCAGCAGGCACGGGGGAAGCUGCCGCAGAAGUGAUAUCAGUGACGCCCCCGGCCACAGCACCAUCUGAAGCUGCCGCGCCACGCACAGGAGAAUCGGACGUGAUGGCACACACGCCACGCCGUGUGUGCCAUGGGCUUCGAAGCUGA